Drosophila subpulchrella is the source of this 546-nucleotide messenger RNA. RefSeq names its product bis(5'-nucleosyl)-tetraphosphatase [asymmetrical] (gene Apf). Gene Ontology annotation, biological process: AMP biosynthetic process; ATP biosynthetic process. The transcript is spliced from 2 exons. The record is from RefSeq and is a predicted model, not a curated record. Gene Ontology annotation, molecular function: bis(5'-nucleosyl)-tetraphosphatase (asymmetrical) activity. The coding region runs from base 39 to 467 and encodes 142 amino acids. NCBI's taxonomy places the organism in Eukaryota, Metazoa, Arthropoda, Insecta, Diptera, Drosophilidae.
UGGCUAAACACCUGUUUCGGUAAAUUAGCAGCAAUAACAUGAAGAAAGCGGCUGGAUUUGUUAUUUUUCGCCGGCUUUGCGGGGAAAUACAAUACCUUUUGCUGAAGGCCUCCUACGGCUCCUUCCACUGGAGUUCGCCAAAGGGCCAUGUGGAUCCCGGCGAGGACGACUACACCACAGCUCUGCGGGAAACCAAAGAAGAAGCCGGUUAUGACGAAAAGGACUUGAUCAUCUACAAGGACACACCGCUGACACUGAACUAUGUGGUGCAGGGGAAGCCCAAGAUUGUGAUCUACUGGCUGGCGGAGCUGCGCAAUCCCUGCCAGGAGCCUAUUCUCUCCGAAGAGCACACCGACCUCAAGUGGCUGCCCAGGGAUGCCGCCAAGGCGUGCGUGGGCUUCAAGGAUAACCAGGACAUGAUAGACCGUUUCCACCAAAUGAUUUUAGAUCAAAACAAACCGGUAUAGAUUGUAAACAAAAAAGUAGUGUAGUGGCGUUGCGCAACACUGAAAUGUAAAUAAAUACCAGGGAAAAUACCACAGCAAA